Messenger RNA from Brassica oleracea var. oleracea, 4053 nucleotides. RefSeq lists its product as uncharacterized. The record is from RefSeq and is a predicted model, not a curated record. Gene Ontology annotation, molecular function: protein binding. Bases 206 to 3673 code for a protein of 1155 amino acids. NCBI's taxonomy places the organism in Eukaryota, Viridiplantae, Streptophyta, Magnoliopsida, Brassicales, Brassicaceae. The transcript has 11 exons.
UUUGAAAACAACUUCAUCGUCGUCUUUCUUCAUCAUCAUCAGAUGGAUCCAUAAACACAUCCUGAAAGGAAUUCAAUGUUCGCUUUCCUUUUUUUGCGAUUAGCAUAUUCGAUCGAUCUCCCAUGUCGCCUGUAGAGACCUGACCUCUGACCUCUUCUCCUCCCUAAAUUGUAAUCGAAGAGAGAGUCUAUCUAAUAAACGGGGAAUGAGCAACUUCGGGGACUUGAAUCCGGUCUUCUCAGCGUCGGGUCGAAGCACCAAUAACCCUGACCCGGCUUUCAAUUCGCGUCUCUCGAAGCCGAGAUUCUCCAAGGUCAGAAGGCAAGUCAAGCCUGUGAUGAAACCCUCCUCCGUCACCUCCGAUUCCUUGCCUGCUGCUCAGGGAUUCAACCCCUUUCUCUACCGCGGAUCUCCCGACGACGCCGGAUUUGGCGGCCGCAGCGUUCACGAAGGUUUUGUGUUUGGAGGAUCGAGCUCUGGUGACCAAGUUUUGGAGGAUUUGGGGAAGCUGAAUAUUGAGGUUGAUGAUGUGCAUUUUGAUUCUAGGCUUCCUGGUGAUAUGCAGAAUCUCAAUAUCAAGGAUUCUCGUUCCAAUGCGGGUAGGAACGUGGAUGAUGAUGAGCUUCAAUCUCUUUUGAAGAAUAAACUCAAUCUUGAUCCCAGCAAAGAUAAUAGCUUUGGUUCUUCUUCUUCUUCUUCGUGGAGUACAGGUGGACAUGUGAUCCAUGAAGGUUUGGAGAAGUUGAAUAUCUCAGAGAAGGCGAUGAUUCAUAAUGCCAAAGCCAAAGCAUCAAUGGAUUAUGUUGGAGGAGGUUUAGCUACUGAUGGGAUCAACAUACGGCAUGCAUCAGCUCAGAACGUUUCGGCAGAAUCACUUCAGGGAAGUGGAAGUGAGAAGAAAGUUCAUGGCUUUAGCAGUUCAUGUCCGAUGAACUAUAGUUUUGUAGGUACAGAACCGCCUAGAAACGCUCAUGAUGCGACGACCUCUACAGUAAAUCCUCCCGAGUUCAGUUUUUCGAGUAAUGGAAAGAGUGGGGGGACCAAUUUUAUGGAGUUCAAGACCCCCAAUUUGAAGCCAAAUCCUUUUUCUAGCUUGGACCAGAAACUGGGGUUCAAUGCAAAGAAGGACAGUGUUGGUGCCUCUAGAGGGAGAAGGAAAGGGGUUAAGCAGCCUGUGAAAGUCCAGCUUAAUAUUGGAAAUGAAUUUGCUUUUGCUGAAAGUGCGUUUCCACAAGGAACGAGCGAGGUUUCUGAUUCUUAUUCACCAAUGGAUGUAUCUCCUUAUGAGGAGACUGCAGAUUCUAGAGACUUCUCUGCUGGAUCAGAUCAGUUUGCGAAUCCCGACAACAUACCUCCUGCUGCUUUAAAUGAUGCGUUUGAUGCAGAGCUAGCUGCUGCAACCGAACGUAUGGACAUAAACGAGGAGGAUGAAGUUAAUAACAAUCAAGCUGAGGGACUUAAUACUGGCGAAUGUGCUGAGGGUGAUGACCUUGCUGAAGAUUCUAUAUCUGGGGCUGAAACGGAAAGUUUUAAAACAGCAGCGGAAGAGAUGGAAACUAGUAGUGAUACUUUCGCCUCAGCUUCAGAAAGUGAGGUUACUUCAAGCUAUAGGCCUGAUAGGCAAGAAAAUGACAACCACCCCCUGUUUAAUUCAAAUGCUGCUAGCUCCAGCUUUACCUUUUCUGCUUCAUCGUUUUCCGGAGUGCAAGGGCAACAAUCAACGUCUAAGCGUAUCAGCAGGAAGAAAUAUCCAGUUCCACUUGGGCAGGAUCCAUAUAUCUUAAUUCCAAAUGCUUCAUCAUUCAAAUCUUCACAACACUCGCCGGUAACUGGUGUUCAGUCACACCUGUCCAUGGGGAAACCCAGUGAAAGGGAUCCGUUUACUCGUCUACAAAAGCCUAUUAAUAAUUCUGUGAUGGACAAAGCACGAGACGAAAAAGAUGCGUCUAAUGCAGCGCAAGAAGCAUGUGAAAAAUGGCGAUUAAGAGGAAACAAUGCUUACAAAAAUGGAGAUCUUUCCAGAGCUGAGGAAUCUUACAGUCAAGGGAUAGAUUCAGUGCCUAAAAUCGAGACGUCUAGAAACUGUCUCAGGGCACUGAUGCUUUGCUACAGCAACCGUGCUGCAACACGCAUGGCCCUUGGAAGAAUGAGAGAAGCAAUAGCAGAUUGUACGAUGGCUUCUUCAAUAGACUCCAACUUCCUUAAAGUCCAAGUCCGAGCUGGAAAUUGUUAUCUUUCACUUGGGGAGAUUGAAGACGCAUCCAGGUACUUUAAAAAAUGCUUGCAAACUGGAAGUGACAUCUGCGUGGACCGCAAAAUCAGUGUAGAGGCUUCUGAAGGUCUACAAAAGGCACAGAGAGUUUCGGAAUGCAUGCAUGAAGCUGGCUGUCGUUUGCAGCUCAGAACAUCAACUGAUGCUGAGAAAGCUUUGGAAAUAUUGGAAGAAGCUCUGCUGAUAAGUCCAUACUCUGAAAACUUACUCAUCAUGAAAGGAGAGGCGCUUUUGAUGCUUGAGAAGUAUGAAGCAUCAAUAAAGCUUUGUGAGCAGACAAUUGAUUUGGCUGGAAAGAAUUCUCUUCCCGUAGAUGCUAAUAAAUACCCAGAUUCUGAUGACACUCCCAAGGAUAUAAACUUUGGAAUCUGGCGGUGUCGUCUCAUGCUUAAAUCAUAUUUCCAUAUGGGAAAGCUUGAGGAGGCGAUUAAUUCUCUAGAGAAGCAAGAACAAUUACUAUCUGCUACAAAAAGAGAUGGACACAAACCUCUUGAAUCCUUCAUCCCUUUGGCUGCUACCAUACGUGAGUUGUUGCGCCUUAAGUCGGCAGGGAAUGAAGCAUUUAAGUCUGGACGACACGCUGAAGCAGUUGAACAUUACACAGCAGCCUUGUCGUGCAACGUGGAAUCACGUUCUUUUACAGCUGUGUGUUUCUGUAAUCGUUCUGCGGCAUAUAAAGCUCUUGGUCAACUCUCUGACGCCAUUGCAGACUGCAGUCUUGCCAUUGCUCUCGACCAAAAUUACUCAAAGGCUAUUUCUAGACGGGCCACGUUGUUCGAGAUGCUGAGGGAUUAUGGACAGGCGGCGAGUGACAUGCAUAGAUAUGUGAAUAUUCUAACCAAGCAAAUGGAGGAGAAAACCUCUGGGAUUCACGACAGAGUAACUAAUUUGGCCAACGACAUUAGACAAGCUCGUAUGCGACUUUCUGAACUGGAAGAGAAAUCAAGGAAAGAAACUUCGUUGGAUAUGUACCUCGUCUUGGGUGUAGUGCCAUCAUGCUCUGCUUCAGAUAUCAGAAAGGCAUAUAGGAAGGCCGCACUCAAACACCAUCCCGACAAGGCUGGUCAGUCUUUGACAAGAAACGAGAGUAAAGAUGAGAGGUUAUGGAAGGAGAUAGGAGAAGAAGUACGCAGAGAUACUGAUAAACUAUUUAAAAUGAUUGGAGAAGCGUAUGCUGUGCUUUCAGACCCUGCAAAGCGUUCUCAGUAUGAUCUUGAAGAAGAGAUGCAAAAUUCACAAAGGAGACGUGAUGGAGCGAGCACAUCUGGAGCAGAGCCAGAUGUUAAUUAUCCUUUCAGUAACAGUAGAAGAAACUGGAGAGAAGGAUGGAGUUCUUCACGUAGGGAACCAUCAGGUCCGAGAUGGUUUGAACAAAACCGAUCAAACAGAUACCCCUUGUAACUGUAGAGCAUCUCCAAGAUAUCUCUUUGACCAAAAUCAUCACCAGCAAAAGUUUUUGUGGCCUCCUAUGCAAAUACACAGCUUAAUACGGAGUGGAUAAAAUAUUAGAAGAUGCUCAGAUUCAUGGAGAAGAGAGAAUACACAUAACAGGAUAAAGAUGGAAAUACUUGUGAUGCAGAGAAUUUUUGCUCAGGUAAUGGAGAAAAAGGAGAACUCUUUCUAUUUGUAUAAUCGUUUUGUUCGUGAGGUAGACUUAACUUCUCCACUGUCUAAUACGUUGAAGCAACGUUGGUUGUACAGAUCACAGGGAAACGUAAAGUGAGUGAUUGAAAGAGACUUGCAUAUAACAGAUUUCAUGUUAUAGCUUUCUUUUAUACUUC